AUGCCUUAAAUGAAGAUGGCAGCCAGAAACUCCUCCAUGAUAGAAUUUAUCUUUGCAGGCUUAACAGACCAACCUGGACUCCAGAUCCCUCUCUUCUCCCUGUUUCUAAGUGUCUAUACCAUCACUGUGGUGGGGAACCUGGGCUUGAUUAUUUUGAUUGGACUGAACUCUCACCUGCACACACCCAUGUAUUUUUUCCUGUUCAACUUGUCCCUCAUAGAUUUUUGUUAUUCCACUGUUAUCACCCCCAAAAUGCUGAUGAGUUUUGUUUUGAGGAAGAACACCAUCUCCUAUGCAGGGUGUAUGACUCAGCUCUUUUUCUUUCUUUUCUUUGUUGUUUCUGAGUCCUUCCUCCUGUCAGCGAUGGCUUACGACCGCUAUGCGGCCAUCUGUAACCCGCUGGUGUAUUCUGUUUCCAUGUCUCCCCAGGUCUGCCUGCUCCUUCUGCUAGGUGUCUAUGGAAUGGGAUGUGCUGGGGCCAUGGCCCAUACAGCAUGUAUGGUCAAACUUACCUUCUGUAAGGACACAUUUGUCAAUCAUUACAUGUGUGACAUCCUUCCGCUUCUUGAGCAAUCUUGCACUAGCACCUAUGUGAAUGAGCUGGUUGUUUAUAUUGUUGUAGGCAUUGACAUCGGUGUGCCCACAAUUACCAUCUUCAUUUCUUAUGCCUGCAUCCUUUCUAGCAUUCUCCAUAUUCGCUCUGCGGAGGGAAGGUCCAAAGCCUUCAGCACGUGCAGCUCUCACAUCAUUGCAGUCUCUCUUUUCUUUGGAUCAGGAGCUUUCAUGUACCUCAAACCAUCUUCUCUUUUGCCUAUGAAUCAGGGGAAAGUGUCUUCUCUCUUCUAUACCACUGUGGUGCCCAUGAUCAACCCAUUAAUCUACAGUUUGAGGAACAAAGAUGUGAAAAUUGGUCUAAAGAAAAUUUUAAGUAAAAAAGUAUUCUCCUGA
Molecule: messenger RNA, 948 nt
Organism: Echinops telfairi (small Madagascar hedgehog)
Lineage: Eukaryota; Metazoa; Chordata; Mammalia; Afrosoricida; Tenrecidae
Product: olfactory receptor 145
Exons: 1
Coding region: 10-948 (312 amino acids)
Biological process (GO): G protein-coupled receptor signaling pathway; sensory perception of smell
Cellular component (GO): membrane
Molecular function (GO): G protein-coupled receptor activity; odorant binding; olfactory receptor activity
Source: RefSeq, a predicted model, not a curated record